GGCACUUGGAAACAGUUAAGAAGAGAGAAACAGAUCUGCCAGGAGGGAGUGUGGCACUGGAGCCGGCGAUUUGUUUUCAUGCCUCCCUACGCGGCGAUGCAGAAGACCCUCCUAGAAUGGGCACCGAGGUAUGGCCUCGCAUGUGCAAGUUUUCUCUCCUCACACCCUUCAGUCAAGUGCCUUCUGUAGCGUGAAGAAACUGAAAGUGGAGCCGAGUUCAAACUGGGAUAUGACUGGGUACGGCACACACAGCAAAGUCUACAGCCAGAGCAAGAACGUGCAGUCCUCCCAAGCAGCCGCCGCAGCAGCCGUCAACGCUUCCCUCCAGAUCCCCAAUCCAAGCAUCCCUUACGAACAGACCAUCAUCUUCCCAGCAAGCACGGGGCACAUCGUGGUGACGUCCGCCAACAGCACUUCUGGUGUGGUUGCAGUGUCUGGGCAAACACUGGGCGGGCCACACAACCUGAUGCGUCGCAGCACUGUGAGCCUUCUGGACACCUACCAAAAAUGUGGACUUAAGCGGAAGAGUGAGGAGAUAGAGAACACAAGCAGCGUGCAGAUCAUCGAAGAGCACCCACCAAUGAUUCAGAACAAUGCCAGUGGGGCCACCGUAGCCACCGCCACCACCUCCACGGCCACCUCCAAAAACAGUGGCUCCAACAGCGAAGGGGAUUACCAGCUGGUGCAACAUGAGGUGCUCUGUUCCAUGACCAACACGUACGAAGUGUUAGAGUUUCUUGGCCGGGGGACCUUCGGACAAGUAGUGAAAUGCUGGAAACGUGGCACUAACGAGAUUGUGGCCAUCAAGAUCCUAAAGAACCAUCCUUCCUAUGCCCGGCAAGGCCAGAUUGAAGUGAGCAUCCUGGCUCGGCUGAGCACAGAAAGUGCGGAUGACUACAACUUUGUCCGCGCGUACGAGUGCUUCCAGCACAAGAAUCACACGUGCUUGGUCUUUGAAAUGUUGGAGCAGAACCUCUAUGAUUUCCUAAAACAAAACAAAUUCAGUCCUUUGCCCCUUAAGUACAUUCGACCAAUUCUCCAGCAGGUAGCAACUGCCCUAAUGAAGUUGAAAAGCCUGGGACUGAUUCAUGCUGACCUCAAACCAGAGAACAUCAUGUUGGUAGACCCAUCCCGACAGCCAUAUAGGGUCAAGGUCAUAGACUUCGGUUCAGCUAGCCAUGUGUCUAAAGCUGUGUGUUCUACCUACCUUCAAUCCAGAUAUUACAGAGCCCCUGAAAUCAUCCUUGGUUUACCAUUUUGUGAAGCAAUCGAUAUGUGGUCAUUGGGAUGUGUCAUUGCAGAGCUGUUCUUGGGAUGGCCUUUGUACCCAGGAGCUUCAGAGUACGAUCAGAUUCGCUAUAUCUCACAGACCCAGGGCUUACCAGCAGAGUAUUUGUUAAGUGCAGGGACAAAGACUACAAGGUUUUUCAACAGGGAUACAGACUCACCGUAUCCUUUGUGGAGGCUAAAGACACCAGAUGAUCAUGAGGCAGAGACGGGGAUUAAGUCGAAGGAAGCAAGGAAGUAUAUUUUCAACUGUUUGGAUGAUAUGGCACAGGUAAGAGCAUUGGUGAAUAUGACAACAGAUUUGGAAGGAAGUGAUAUGUUGGUGGAAAAGGCGGACCGACGGGAGUUUAUAGAUCUGUUAAAGAAGAUGUUGACGAUAGAUGCUGAUAAGAGAAUAACACCGAUUGAAACUCUGAACCAUCCUUUUGUCACCAUGACACACUUGCUUGAUUUCCCUCACAGCACACAUGUCAAGUCCUGCUUCCAGAAUAUGGAGAUCUGCAAGCGGCGGGUGAAUAUGUAUGACACCGUGAACCAGAGCAAGACGCCCUUCAUCACCCACGUAGCCCCGAGCACAUCCACCAAUUUGACCAUGACUUUUAACAACCAGCUGAACACAGUGCACAACCAGACCACCAACCUGGCUCCCACCUCCUCCAGUGCCACUAUUUCCUUAGCCAACCCCGAAGUCUCCAUACUAAAUUACCAAUCUGCACUCUACCAGCCCUCAGCGGCGUCCAUGGCUGCGGUGGCCCAGCGGAGCAUGCCCCUGCAGACAGGAACAGCGCAGAUCUGUGCCCGGCCCGACCCCUUCCAGCAAGCUCUCAUCGUCUGCCCACCAGGCUUCCAAGGGUUACAAGCCUCCCCUUCGAAGCAUGCUGGGUAUUCAGUUCGGAUGGAGAACGCCGUUCCCAUUGUCACUCAGGCUCCUGGGGCCCAGCCUCUGCAGAUCCAGCCAGGACUUCUCGCACAGCAAGCAUGGCCCAGCGGCACGCAGCAGAUCCUGCUCCCCCCCGCCUGGCAGCAGCUGACCGGGGUGGCCACCCACACUUCUGUCCAGCACGCGACCGUCAUCCCGGAGUCCAUGGCAGGCACCCAGCCGCUGGCAGACUGGAGAAACACCCACGCUCACGGCAGCCAUUAUAACCCCAUCAUGCAGCAGCCCGCGCUGUUAGCUAGCCAUGUGACUCUCCCCGCAGCCCAGCCCGUCAACGUGGGUGUCGCUCACGUCAUGCGCCAGCCGCCCGCCGCCACCACCUCCACCAGGAAGAGUAAGCAGCACCAGUCGGCACCACGAAAUGCAUCCACCUACGAAGUUUCAUCCUCUCAGUCCAUCAGCUCGCCUCAGCGGUCGAAACGAGUGAAGGAAAACACGCCUCCUCGCUGUGCCAUGGUGCACAACAGCCCUGCCUGCAGCACCUCCGUCACCUGCGGCUGGGGCGACGUGGCCACCAGCACCACGCGGGAGCGGCAGCGGCAGACGAUAAUCAUUCCCGACACCCCUAGCCCCGCAGUGAGUGUCAUCACUAUCAGCAGCGACACCGAUGAAGAGGAGGAGCAGAAGCAUGCACCCACCAGCACCUUGUCCAAGCAGAGGAAGAACGUCAUCAGCUGCGUCACCGUGCAUGAUUCCCCCUACUCGGAUUCGUCCAGCAACAACAGUCCUUACGCCGUGCAGCAUCGCGCAGGGCAGAAUAACGGGAACACCUACGACACCAAAGGGGUUCCAGAGACUCACUGCAGUGGGAACCCCCGAACAAUCAUCGUGCCACCACUGAAAACCCAGGCCAGUGAGGUGUUGGUAGAGUGCGAUAGCCUGGCACCAGUCACCACCAGUCACCACUCAUCCUCCUACAAGUCCAAGUCCUCCAGCACCGUGACCUCCACCAGCGGUCACUCUUCAGGGAGCUCGUCUGGAGCCGUUGCCUAUAGGCAGCAGCGACCAGGAGCACAUUUCCAGCAGCAGCAGCCUCUUAAUCUAAGUCAGGCCCAGCAGCACAUCACGACCGAUCGCACAGGGAGUCACCGGAGACAGCAAGCCUACAUCACUCCAACGAUAGCUCAGGCCCCGUACUCUUUCCCGCACAAUAGUCCCAGCCAUGGUACAGUUCAUCCUCACUUGGCCGCGGCUGCCGCUGCUCACCUGCCCACCCAACCCCACCUCUACACAUACACCGCCCCAGCCGCCCUGGGCUCCACGGGCACCGUCGCGCACCUGGUGGCCUCCCAAGGGUCUGCGCGGCACGCCGUGCAGCACACCACCUACCCCGCCAGCAUCGUCCACCAGGUCCCUGUCAGCAUGGGCCCGCGGGUUCUGCCCUCGCCCACCAUCCACCCGAGUCAGUACCAGGCUCAGUUUGCCCAUCAGACCUAUAUCAGUGCUUCUCCAGCCUCCACAGUCUACACUGGAUACCCACUGAGCCCCACCAAGGUCAACCAGUACCCUUACAUCUAAACACUGGAAUAAGGAGCGAGAGACACGCCCGCCACGGGGGAGUGAGGCGGCUGCUUUUGUACUGAAGAACAUGACAAACUAACAAUGCAAUGGGAGGCUCACGUGAAACUUGAACGAAGGAGACUUUCAGGAAGAAACGAGAAAGAGAAAAGAAGGGGGAGAACCAAUUCUACAAUUUUUAUUUAAAAAAAUAAAGAAAAUGGAAAAAAAGAACAGAAAAAAAA
Messenger RNA from Oxyura jamaicensis (ruddy duck), 3966 nucleotides. RefSeq names its product homeodomain interacting protein kinase 2 (gene HIPK2). Lineage: Eukaryota; Metazoa; Chordata; Aves; Anseriformes; Anatidae. Gene Ontology annotation, molecular function: SMAD binding; transcription coactivator activity; protein serine/threonine kinase activity. Gene Ontology annotation, biological process: smoothened signaling pathway; peptidyl-threonine phosphorylation; positive regulation of transcription by RNA polymerase II. The coding region runs from base 131 to 3742 and encodes 1203 amino acids. The record is from RefSeq and is a predicted model, not a curated record. Gene Ontology annotation, cellular component: PML body; nucleus; cytoplasm. The transcript is spliced from 15 exons.